GCUCGGCGCUGCUCACCCUGAGCCCGGCCCGGAGGAGGACGAGCGGCGGCUGGAGGAGGAGGAGGAGGGGAGCGCCCAUGGCGCGGGGGCGCCGGGCGCCGGCGCUGCGCACUCGGCUGCACGGGCUGCGCCUCAUGUGCUCGGCGCGGGCGGCGCCGGCGCGCCGGGCGCUCUGGGUGCUCGCCUUCUGCACGGCGCUGGGGCUGCUGCUGGCCUGGUCCUCCGACCGCCUGCUGCACUGGCUCGCUUUCCCCUCGCACACCCGCGUGCGCACCGAGUGGAGCCGCCAGCUGCCCUUCCCCGCCGUCACGCUGUGCAACAACAACCCGCUGCGCUUCCCUCGCCUGUCCAAGGGCGACCUGUACUACGCGGGGCACUGGCUGGGGCUGCUGCUGCCCAACCGCACCGCGCGGCCGCUGCUCACCGAGCUGCUGCGCGCCGACGAGGCGCGACUGCGUUGGUUCGCCAAAUUGGCCGAUUUCCGCCUCUUUCUGCCGCCCCGCCACUACGAGGGCAUCAGCGCCGACUUCAUGGACCGCCUGGGCCACCAGCUGGAGGACAUGCUGCUGUCCUGCAAGUACCGCGGCGAGCUCUGCGGCCCGCACAACUUCUCCGCGGUGUUUACAAAAUAUGGGAAAUGCUACAUGUUUAACUCAGGAGAGGAGGGGCGGCCUCUCCUCACCACAGUGAAGGGGGGCACAGGGAAUGGCCUGGAAAUCAUGCUGGACAUCCAGCAGGACGAGUAUCUGCCCAUCUGGGGAGAAACAGAGGAGACGACGUUCGAGGCCGGAGUCAAGGUGCAGAUCCACAGCCAGUCCGAGCCUCCCUUCGUGCAGGAGCUGGGAUUUGGGGUGGCCCCCGGAUUCCAGACCUUUGUGGCCACCCAGGAGCAAAGGCUGACGUACCUGCCCCCGCCGUGGGGCGAGUGCCGCUCCCCGGAGCUGGGCCUGGCGUUUUUCCCAGUGUACAGCGUGACAGCCUGCAGGAUCGACUGCGAGACACGCUACAUCGUGGAGAACUGCAACUGCAGGAUGGUGCACAUGCCAGGGGAUGCUCCCUUCUGCACCCCGGAGCAGUACAAGGAAUGCGCAGAGCCCGCACUCAGUCUCCUGGCAGAGAAGGACAGCAAUUACUGCAUCUGCAGGACCCCCUGUAACCUCACCAGGUACAACAAGGAGCUCUCCAUGGUCAAGAUCCCCAGCAAGACCUCAGCCAAGUACCUGGAGAAGAAGUUCAACAAGUCAGAAAAAUACAUCUCAGAGAAUAUUCUCGUGCUGGACAUUUUUUUUGAAGCACUCAACUAUGAGACCAUUGAGCAGAAGAAAGCCUACGAAGUGGCAGCCUUACUUGGUGACAUUGGUGGCCAGAUGGGACUGUUCAUCGGGGCCAGCAUCCUCACCAUCCUCGAGCUCUUCGAUUACCUGUACGAGCUGAUCAAGGAGAAGUUAUUGGACCUUCUUGGAAAAGACGAAGAGGACGGGAGCCAUGAGGAGAACGUGAGCACCUGUGAUCCAGUACCAAACCACUCGGAGAGCCUGAGCCACACUGUGACCGUGCCCCUGCAGGCCCCGCUGGGGACACUGGAGGAAAUUGCCUGCUGACCCCUCCCCACCACAGUGCCCAUCCCGAGGAAGGAAAACUGCACAGGGAAAACAGGGACCCAGCUCAGGUUUGCACUGGGGGGAAAAAAAAAGAUGGAAAAAAAAAUACUGGGGAAAAAAUACUGGGGAAAAAAACCCUGAAAAAAAUUAUUAAAAAAAUCUAUUAAAAAAUAAAAAAAAAAAAAGAAGAAAAACUCGCUAUGCAUUAAAAGAAUAUAAAAAUAAUAUAAAAAUAUAAGUUCUAAAUAUACUCUGCCCAAAGUGAGAGGCGCCUUGGACCUGACUCCUGUUGUCCUUUCUCCUGGGGGUUUGGCUCCAACCUGGGAAGCAGCUCACAGGCUGGGAGAGCUGGGACUGUUCACCUGGAAAAGGGAAGCUCAGAGAAGAGAAACCUCAGAGCCCCUCCCAAUGCCUAAAGAGGCUCCAGGAGAGCUGGAGAGGGACUUGGCACACGGGAUGGAGGGCCAGGAUAUUUUUUGGGAUUGUCCAAGCCUGGGCAGCAGCAGCAGCAGCAGCAGCAAAUCCCAAAGGAAGCAUCCCAAAUAUCCCGAGCACUGCAUGCCAGGGCUUUUCCUGGCCCCGAGAUUCCUCAGCUGCCUCUCUCAGCUCUGUUCCUCUUUGCAGUCCCUGGGUUUCAGUGCCAGAAGGAGCAUCCCAGAAUUCUCAAUUUCCAGCGCCGUAGGCUGACAGUUUUAGAAUAAAGAGAUCCCAAAGUCAGCGCUCUCAGAUUCCUCCCCCGGCCACGUCCUCUGGGUGAGGUUGGGCUGAACCCUGAGCUCAGCCCAAGGUGAGCAUCCCUGGAGAGGAGCCACAGGGAUCCCUAUGGAUUAUCCCAGCCCUGCUGUGCUGCAGAGUCCACAGCGGGUGCAGCGGGUGGGGUUGGGUUCAUUAAUUUCUUUAAUUUUGGGGGAGAAUUUGUGGAAUUUCCUUCUUCUCCCAUUCAUGGAUUCUGUGCUUUCUCCUCUUCUCCUGACUGAUAUUAAAGCUGGUCUUGUGGAAAUGGC
This is a messenger RNA of Haemorhous mexicanus (house finch), 2605 nucleotides long. RefSeq names its product acid-sensing ion channel 2-like. The transcript has 10 exons. Gene Ontology annotation, cellular component: membrane. Gene Ontology annotation, biological process: sodium ion transmembrane transport. The record is from RefSeq and is a predicted model, not a curated record. The coding region runs from base 78 to 1601 and encodes 507 amino acids. Gene Ontology annotation, molecular function: ligand-gated sodium channel activity. NCBI's taxonomy places the organism in Eukaryota, Metazoa, Chordata, Aves, Passeriformes, Fringillidae.